This is a messenger RNA of Tupaia belangeri chinensis (Chinese tree shrew), 5763 nucleotides long. It is a transcript of the gene WASHC4, whose product is annotated as WASH complex subunit 4. Gene Ontology annotation, biological process: endosome organization; endosomal transport. The coding region runs from base 61 to 3582 and encodes 1173 amino acids. Lineage: Eukaryota; Metazoa; Chordata; Mammalia; Scandentia; Tupaiidae. The transcript has 33 exons. The record is from RefSeq and is a predicted model, not a curated record. Gene Ontology annotation, cellular component: endosome; WASH complex.
UGGGGUGAGGCCGCCGCGGCUGGGCUGGUUGGGACUGUGUCUGUGGGAGGCGCCGGGGUGAUGGCGGUGGAGACGCUGUCCCCAGACUGGGAGUUUGACCGCGUUGACGACGGCUCGCAGAAAAUUCAUGCUGAAGUCCAGCUUAAGAAUUAUGGGAAAUUUCUUGAGGAAUAUACAUCUCAGUUGAGAAGAAUUGAGGAUGCGCUGGAUGACUCAAUUGGAGAUGUUUGGGAUUUCAAUCUUGAUCCUAUUGCAUUAAAGCUUUUGCCUUAUGAACAGUCAUCCCUUUUGGAACUCAUAAAGACUGAAAACAAGGUCUUAAACAAAGUCAUUACUGUUUAUGCUGCACUUUGUUGUGAAAUCAAGAAAUUAAAAUAUGAGGCUGAAACUAAAUUUUAUAAUGGUCUCUUAUUCUAUGGAGAAGGAGCCACAGAUUCUAGCAUGGUGGAAGGUGAUUGCCAAAUUCAGAUGGGGCGAUUUAUUUCUUUCUUACAGGAACUGUCUUGUUUUGUUACGAGAUGCUACGAAGUAGUGAUGAAUGUAGUCCAUCAGUUGGCGGCCCUCUAUAUCAGUAACAAGGUUGCACCCAAAAUUAUAGAGACAACUGGAGUUCAUUUUCAGACUAUGUAUGAACACUUGGGAGAACUGCUAACGGUUUUGCUUACCCUGGAUGAAAUUAUUGAUAACCAUAUCACACUGAAAGACCACUGGACUAUGUACAAAAGGUUACUGAAAUCUGUCCAUCACAAUCCUUCAAAAUUUGGAAUUCAAGAAGAAAAACUAAAGCCAUUUGAAAAGUUCUUACUGAAGCUGGAAGGACAGUUACUUGAUGGAACAGUAUUCCAAGCCUGCAUAGAACAACAGUUUGAUUCUCUCAAUGGAGGAGUGUCUGUGUCAAAAAAUAGCACUUUUGCUGAAGAAUUUGCACAUAGUAUUCGCUCAAUUUUUGCAAAUGUAGAAGCCAAACUUGGAGAACCUUCUGAAAUUGACCAGAGAGAAAAAUAUGUUGGAAUUUGUGGACUCUUUGUACUGCACUUUCAAAUUUUUCGAACUGUAGAUAAAAAGUUUUAUAAGUCUUUAUUGGACAUUUGUAAGAAGGUACCAGCCAUCACCCUAACUGCUAAUAUUAUUUGGUUUCCUGAUAAUUUUCUGAUUCAUAAAAUACCAGCAGCUGCCAAACUUCUAGACAGAAAAAGUCUUCAAGCCAUUAAAGUACACAGGGACACUUUCCUACAACAUAAAGCUCAGUCACUUACCAAAGAUGUACAGUCUUACUACGUCUUUGUGAGUUCAUGGAUGAUGAAAAUGGAAUCUAUUUUAUCUAAAGAACAAAGAAUGGAUAAAUUUGCCGAAGACCUCACCAAUAGAUGUAAUGUUUUUAUACAGGGUUUCUUAUAUGCGUAUAGUAUUAGUACCAUUAUUAAAACAACAAUGAAUCUCUACAUGUCCAUGCAGAAACCAAUGACCAAAACCUCAGUUAAGGCAUUAUGCAGGCUUGUUGAACUUCUCAAGGCAAUAGAGCAUAUGUUCUAUAGGAGAAGCAUGGUUGUGGCUGAUUCAGUUUCACAUAUAACACAGCACCUUCAGCAUCAGGCUCUUAAUUCUAUUUCUGUGGCCAAGAAAAGGGUCAUUUCUGACAAAAAAUACAGCGAACAGCGUCUUGAUGUGCUCUCUGCUUUAGUUCUGGCUGAAAACACCCUAAAUGGACCAAGCACAAAACAACGGCGACUUAUUGUGUCUUUGGCGCUAAGUGUUGGCACACAAAUGAAAACAUUUAAAGAUGAAGAACUCUUUCCACUUCAAGUAGUCAUGAAAAAACUGGAUCUUAUCAGUGAACUUAGAGAACGAGUCCAAACACAGUGUGACUGUUGUUUUUUAUACUGGCACCGAGCUGUCUUUCCAAUUUAUUUGGAUGAUGUGUAUGAAAAUGCUGUUGAUGCAGCCAGGUUACAUUACAUGUUCAGUGCUUUACGAGACUGUGUACCUGCAAUGAUGCAUGCAAGGCAUUUAGAGUCCCAUGAGAUACUCCUGGAUUGCUAUGACAAGGAAAUUAUGGAAAUUUUAAAUGAGCAUUUGCUGGACAAGUUGUGCAAAGAAAUAGAGAAAGAUCUGCGACUUUCUGUGCAUACUCAUUUAAAGCUGGAUGACCGGAACCCUUUCAAAGUUGGCAUGAAAGACCUGGCCCUUUUUUUCUCCCUGAAUCCAAUUCGGUUUUUCGAUCGUUUCAUUGAUAUUCGAGCUUAUGUAACUCACUACUUAGACAAGACUUUCUACAAUCUAACAACAGUAGCUCUUCAUGACUGGGCAACUUACAGUGAAAUGAGAAAUUUAGCUACUCAGCGUUAUGGAUUGGUUAUGACGGAGGCACAUCUUCCUAGUCAGACUUUGGAACAGGGCCUUGAUGUGUUGGAAAUUAUGAGAAACAUUCAUAUUUUUGUGUCUCGAUACCUCUAUAAUCUCAACAAUCAGAUUUUUAUUGAACGAACAAGCAAUAACAAACAUUUGAAUACUAUUAAUAUUCGACAUAUUGCUAAUUCAAUUCGAACACAUGGCACAGGAAUCAUGAAUACAACAGUUAAUUUCACUUACCAGUUUUUGAAAAAGAAGUUCUAUAUAUUUAGCCAAUUUAUGUAUGAUGAACAUAUCAAGUCCAGAUUGAUUAAAGAUAUUCGGUUUUUCAGGGAAAUCAAAGACCAAAAUGAUCAUAAGUAUCCCUUUGAUAGAGCAGAAAAAUUUAAUCGUGGCAUUAGAAAACUUGGAAUAACACCAGAAGGACAGAGCUACCUUGAUCAGUUCAGGCAACUCAUCAGCCAGAUUGGUAAUGCUAUGGGCUAUGUACGAAUGAUAAGAUCUGGUGGUCUUCAUUGUAGCAGCAAUGCCAUUAGGUUUGUGCCUGAUCUUGAAGAUAUUGUAAAUUUCGAAGAACUAGUAAAAGAAGAAGGUCUAGCAGAAGAAACAUUAAAAGCAGCGAGGCAUUUGGAUUCAGUCCUUAGUGAUCACACACGAAAUUCUGCUGAAGGUACAGAAUACUUCAAAAUGCUUGUUGAUGUUUUUGCUCCAGAAUUUCGAAGGCCAAAGAAUAUACAUCUCCGAAAUUUUUAUAUUAUUGUUCCUCCUCUGACCCUCAACUUUGUAGAGCAUUCCAUUAGUUGCAAGGAGAAACUGAAUAAAAAAAAUAAAAUUGGAGCUGCUUUUACCGAUGAUGGCUUUGCCAUGGGUGUGGCAUACAUUCUAAAGCUUUUGGACCAGUACCAGGAAUUUGAUUCACUUCAUUGGUUCCAGUCUGUGAGAGAGAAAUACCUGAAGGAGAUAAGAGCAGUUGCUAAGCAACAGAAUGUGCAGUCAGCUAGUCAAGAUGAAAAACUACUACAAACUAUGAAUCUUACUCAGAAACGGCUGGAUGUCUAUCUGCAGGAAUUUGAAUUGCUGUAUUUCUCACUGAGCAGUGCAAGAAUUUUCUUCAGAGCAGACAAGACUGCAGCUGAAGAAAACCAAGAAAAGAAAGAGAAGGAAGAAGAAACUAAAGCAAGCAAUGGAGACCUGUCCGACAGCACUGUGUCUGCUGAUCCUGUUGUGAAAUGAUCCUGAUAGUAUGUAUUGCUCAUAUGAAAUGACCAGAAUUGUGUCAGUACUUUUGCCAGUGAAAUGGAUGUUAUAAGCUGUUGAUGAAUUGUUUCCUGGGUCACAUCUCUGGAAAAUAUUUAGAUGUUCCAACCCUUUCAGGCAGUGCUCUACGUCCAUUCUGCUUCCAAAUGUUCUACUUUUCAAAGGUCAAGAAUGAGAUUUUAAGAUAGAAUUUUGCCUGGACUUUUGGCUAGGAGAUGUUUCUAGGAACAGUUAUUUGAAGUGAAGUUAUAGAAGGUCAAAUUGGAAUUCUGAAACUGUCACCUCAGCUCUCUUUACAGUCUAUAUGAGUGUCUGUAAUUUGUGUUUGCAUAGGUCUUUGUCCAUAUUUAUCUCAAAAGUCAUUGGAAAAUCAGUGCGUAGCUAUAUACAGCCAGUAAAUACGUUUUAAAAAAGGAAUUGAGCCUGACAUUUGAUACAUACAUAUCAAUAUUCUUAUGAAAAGAAUAUAGGAAGAGGGCUUUAUACUAGAGGUGAGGUACAGUGUGUAUGCACCUUUGUGUACAGUAUACCUGAGGGUCAUUCAUUGUUAAUUUUAUGUGGAUGCACAAGAGCUGCUGAUGUCUUCAAUGACACAUUUUAUAACAAGUUUACAUUGCUUUGAGAACAUUUAACCUCCAACAACUGCUUUAAAUUUAAAAUUUACUAAAUACUCAAAGAAAAUUCAGAUAAAGCCAUAGAGUCCUGCUUGAAGCUUCACUGUGGUUGAAGGCACUAUGUAUGAUAUAAGAAAAAAUUGAAUGAAUUAUUUCUAUUACAUCCAAACUCAGGUUUCUUCUACAUUCGGUUGAUUUGAAGCUUUGCAAUGGUUUUGGCAGACUUUUCCUUUAUAUCAAGUAAAAUCUGAGACACCAGAUUAAAUAAUAAUUGUACUGUGCAGGUUAAAAAAAAUUACCACUGUGAGAAUAAAGCUCUAAUAAAAUAGAUCACUGAUUUAAAAAGUACAGAAAGGUUUUGAGUAAAUGUAGUUUGCAGCAAGCUACUAGCUUUAUUUUUGUAAGGGUGUGUCAGUUAAUAGUGAAAUUAUUAAUGUGACCUUUAAAAAAUAUAAUGAUACCUUUACAAUGAAAACUAAAGUUUAAAACUUUAAGACAAAUAUCAUUUUGGGAAAUGCUUGAUUUUUCUAUUGCACUCGCCUGCUAACCAUUUCUUUGGAUAAAUCUUGCAAAUAAUUCUAACAUUGCUCUUUGAUUCUAGCUUUUGGAAUGGGUGUACAAUGUGCUGUUUGUACUCGCUGGUUAGGGUUGGGUAACAUUCCCAGCCUAAGAUCAAUUCUUCACUGUUGGAAGUCAGAAGAAACGGAAUAUGUAGGAAAUUUUUUUUUUGUUUAUUAUGUAAGCAUGGCUUACAGAAUUAUGGACAGUGGAUAGACUAAAGGCAUUUAAUAUUUGUAAUUCAUACUAACUGUAGAAAUGGCCCUAAAGCAUGCUGCAUAAUUAAUAAUUUAUAUUUUCAUUAUAAAUGUUUAUAUUAUGAUCUUGCAUUCAAUUAUAUCAUAUUAGUCACUAUUUCAUAGCAACAGCAUCAUUUUCUGUUUUUCUUUUCUACUUCCCUGAAAUCUUCUUUUAAUAGGGAUAGAAUUAUGAUUAGAAGAAAUCAGAUGUUCUCUUUUCAUUAUCCCCACAUGUAAAUUAUUUUGUCAGUACUAAGUAAGAGUUCACAUGCUGACCCUCUGGAUGCCUAUAAUUGGAAAGAAGGUGACAUUAUUUUAUCCUUUAAUGUCAUUGCAGUUUGAAAAAAUUUUAAAUUCCUAUAUUUGAAAUAAAAUCUCUGAAAAGAUGAAAUAUUUAAAUGGCAUUAAACUGCAGAGCAACAGGGUUUUCAGUGUCUUCAAAUCUAAGUUAAUAUAUACAUUUGGGUAAUGGUUUUCCUUCUUAACAUAUUAAUGUUAAUAUUUUAAUUUUUUCAGGCAUACUGUAAUUUAAAAAUUAAUGUGAGCAUUUGUUAUAAGUUCACAGAAAACUUACUGAUGUUUAAAUUCUCAGGAAUAAGGACUCACCGUAACAUUGUCAGAUCUAAUUACAUUUUGUAAAUGAUGGUGUUUGUUACCUUACUUGAGUGGGGCUUCUCCCCUCCCCCCAAUUCUAAGAGGAUACAGUAUGUAUAAUAAAACAUUAAUAAAUAUAAUUUUAAAAAUUU